Vicia villosa (hairy vetch) is the source of this 2084-nucleotide messenger RNA. RefSeq lists its product as uncharacterized. The record is from RefSeq and is a predicted model, not a curated record. Gene Ontology annotation, cellular component: membrane; Golgi apparatus. The coding region runs from base 82 to 1722 and encodes 546 amino acids. Gene Ontology annotation, biological process: transport. The transcript has 5 exons. Lineage: Eukaryota; Viridiplantae; Streptophyta; Magnoliopsida; Fabales; Fabaceae.
AAAGAAACUCUCACUGCAAUCAAUUCCGAUAUUCCUUUCACUCUCUCACUCACUUUUUUCACCAUCCUUCAGAUCACCAAAAUGGCCGACACCGAUCACGGCGGCGAUCGGAAAACCACGACGACCCUCCGUCCUUCAAACGGACACUGCCACAUUGUCCUCCUCUUUCUCACUCUCCAUUCAACCAUCAACCUCGUCGGUGCUUCCAUUCACGACUACCAAAACGAAACCUUUAUCCGUCGAGCUAAUUCGUUUUUCUUCCAUGGCGGUAGUGAAGGUCUUUACGCUUCUAAACCUAUCUCCCUCAAUAGCUCUUUGUCUUCUCAAGAUAACUUCCCCACUGGUAAAUCCUUCAUCAGGUUUGAGUCUAUAAACUUUCGAAGAACAAAAGAAUCUGCUCAGAUGGCAAGUGCGAUGCAGCAAAAGACAGGGUUGGUUGAAGCUAUAAUAAUUAGGGUGAGAGAUAGGAAAAACAUUGGGGGUGUUUCUUUGAACUCUGAUGCUAUAUGCUGCACUCCAGAGCUUGCUAAAGAAGGUUCUUGUAAGUUAGGAGAGGUUAUCAUCCGUGAGAACACCGAUGAACCAAAUGGGCCAAAACGCUUGCAGACGUUUUUUGAAGGACAGAAUGAAGAGGCUAAUAUGGUUAUUCAAACUAUUGACAUCAAUAGUACUGGAAUGUAUUAUUUGUAUUUCAUGUUUUGUGAUCCUCAACUGAAGGACACUGUGAUUUCUGGAAGAACUGUUUGGAGAAAUCCAGAUGGUUAUUUACCCGGGAAGAUGACGCCAUUGAUGACAUUUUAUGGUUUGAUGUCUCUGGCUUACCUUUUUCUCGGUCUUGUCUGGUUUCUCUGGUUUGUACGGUAUUGGAAAGAUGUGAUCCAAUUGCAUUACCACAUUACUGCAGUUAUUGGCCUUGGCAUGUGUGAAAUGGCCUUGUGGUAUUUUGAGUAUGCAAAUUUCAAUUCAACAGGAAACAGGCCGAUGAUAAUUACAGUUUGGGCUGUGACUUUCACUGCUGUCAAGAAGACAGUGUCGCGGCUUCUUCUUUUGGUUGUUUCAAUGGGUUACGGAGUUGUCCGUCCAACACUUGGUGGUCUAACCACAAAAGUCCUUCUUCUUGGUGUGGUGUAUUUUGUGGCCUCAGAAGCACUUGAGCUGGUGGAACAUCUCGGCAAUAUUAAUGACUUUUCUGGAAAAGCAAGGCUUUUCCUGGUGCUGCCUGUGGCUCUGUUGGAUGCUUGCUUUAUCCUUUGGAUCUUUUCAUCAUUAUCUAAAACCUUGGAGAAGCUUCAGAUUCGGAAAAGUACAGGGAAACUUGAGUUGUACAGGAAAUUUACAAAUUCUCUUGCAGUGACAGUUCUGCUAUCAGUAAUAUGGAUUGGUUAUGAGUUGUACUUCAAUGCGUCAGACCCUUUAGGUGAACUGUGGCGAAGAGCUUGGGUGAUCCCAGCUUUCUGGACUCUGCUUUCUUAUGCUCUCCUGAUACUGAUCUGCAUUCUCUGGGUCCCAUCUCGGAAUCCAACCAGGUAUUCGUACUCGGAAGAGACAGGGGAUGACUUUGAUGAUGAAGCUGUCACUGUUGUUGGAAGCGGAGUUAAGGUCUCUGGAGAAAUGGCUACCAUGCUGGAAAGAAAAGAUAGAAAGGCAUCACUUACAUCACUUGUAGAUCAUCAUCAUGUAUUUGGAGUUAUUGAAGAUCUAGAGGAAGACAAGAGGGAGUGAUUUGGUCCCAACUUCUUUAAUCACUUUGUCUCUUUAUUCACUUGGGAGGGCUUAAAAAGAUGUCAACAUGGAGAACCUUCAUGGGAGAUAGAAAGAGUUAAGAUCAUUAUUCAUGACCAGUCAGCUUCUAAAUUUGAGGUGGUUCUGUGAGUUUUUCAGGAUGGAUAUUCAGUUGACAGCAAAUCCAAAAUCUAACUGGUUGUGUGAUUGGUAAGGUUGGCAGAGAUUAUUAGCUAGUAAUAUUGUCCGUUGUAACUAGUUAGUUACCUCAACAUGGCUCAAGUAACUUUGAACCUAGUACUACUUACCUUUUUAUAUGCUCAAUUGGGCAUAAAUUUAAGAAGAAAAAUGUUAUCAUGUCA